Messenger RNA from Nicotiana attenuata, 944 nucleotides. RefSeq lists its product as uncharacterized. Gene Ontology annotation, cellular component: photosystem I. Lineage: Eukaryota; Viridiplantae; Streptophyta; Magnoliopsida; Solanales; Solanaceae. Gene Ontology annotation, biological process: photosynthesis. The coding region runs from base 71 to 430 and encodes 119 amino acids. The record is from RefSeq and is a predicted model, not a curated record. The transcript has 3 exons.
AAGAUAAGAUUUUAGGUUUUAUACCAACCUUUGAAAUGGAGAAAUAACAAGUAAAUAACUUGUCUUCUCUAUGGCCUUAACUACUGGAAGUAGUGCUUAUUCUCUUUCAAGAUUUUAUGUGCAAGCAGCUGAUACCAAAGAAAUUAAAGUGACAACAAAAAAAGAAACUUGGCAUGGAAGAAGAGAGCUUCUAUUUUCAACAGUUAUUGCAGCUGUCCAAGUCAAUGAUUCUAAAACUGAGCUUCUUCAGAGAUAUCUCAAGAAGUCAGAAGAGAACAAGGCCAAGAAUGAUAAGGAGAGAUUAGACAGUUACUAUAAGCGCAACUACGGAGACUAUUUUGGCUUUCUAGAAGGUGACCUGAAGCAAAAGAAAGAGCAACUCACUGAAGCAGAGCAAGGCAUUCUUAAGUGGCUUGAAACCAACAAAUGAAUAUCUCUCAAAAUGGUUGUGAAGGCAUAUAUAAGCCAAAUCAUAGAAAGUUUUUGAUGUAGUGAUUGUAUAUUAUAUUAGCAUCAAAUUCUUCCUCUCACAACCAUUAAAUUACUUUGAGGCUAUUUGUGCAAAGUUCUCUGUGCUAUGUUGGCAUUUCAGGGCUGUUUCGGACAAGUUCAGGGGUGUAAUAGGUCCCUGCAAAGUAUAGGUGUGUGACUGGUAAUUCGAGACAAAUUCAGGGGUGUUCUUAAUCUUUUUUGCCAAUUUUAUUCAUUUUCCAUCCUUCCCUCUUCCAUUAUACGGGUGUGAGACAAUGUUGCUCGGAUUCGUGUACGUAUUCUGUAUGGUAAAAGUAUUCGGUUUUUUGUGUAUUUUGAAGAAUCCGCACGAAAUGCUUACAACUUUAUCACACCCAUCGGACAUGAGUAUGUUAAGACAAAUGAAGGAUCCAUGUAACAUAAGCGAGAGAUGAGAUGAGGCUUCUAUUAAUAUUGUGCUUAGCUUUUGUUUU